Molecule: messenger RNA, 2404 nt
Organism: Nicotiana attenuata
Lineage: Eukaryota; Viridiplantae; Streptophyta; Magnoliopsida; Solanales; Solanaceae
Product: calmodulin-binding protein 60 A-like
Biological process (GO): regulation of salicylic acid biosynthetic process
Cellular component (GO): nucleus
Molecular function (GO): DNA-binding transcription factor activity; calmodulin binding; sequence-specific DNA binding
Source: RefSeq, a predicted model, not a curated record
UCAAGUGGCCCCACUCUAUCGCAAAACAACCCCGCCCCCAAAACCAUAAGCACCUCUCCUCCGCGCCGGAGGCCAAUAUUUUGAUCCUUUGCUUCCGUUUCACCGCAUCCUUUCUUCUAUUCACGCCGUUAUUAAUCUUUUUCACCUCAAUCCCAGAAAGAAACAGCAUAUAAAACAGUAGCAGAAUCGCUGUGUAUCCAUACAUCUGCCACGCCCUGCUAAAAUUUUGGCAUACAGAUAAACCCCCAAGUAGGAUCACAGGUUUUUUUUGGAGUCUACUCAUUCAUUUCUCUUUGUCACUAGUAUUUAUCUUUAUAUGCCAUACCAUACUUAUCAGUUAUCCCCACAUAAACUCUCUCUCUACACAUAUAUAUAGAGGGUCUCCUGAACUAGGUCUAAAAAGAAUAGAGUAUUCUUAUUUUUCAUCGGCUAACGCAUGUUGGUCUUUUUGUCUCCUCAACCACCAAUACAAAUACCAGUACUCCAUGGUUAUCAUCUUCCCGUCCGGUGCUGCCGCCACGUAGCUUCAGAUUUUAGAGUUUUAUUAAGCGUGGAAUUGCUGCUUUCUUUCCCUUUUAUAGACUUCGAUAAUGUCGAUGAAGCGGCAACCACAAGAGGAUCCCAAGCCUCGACACGAUGGCGGCGGUUCUUCCGAUGAUAAGCGCCGCCGCAGAGUUCCUUCUCUGAGAAGUGUUAUUAUGGAAGUAGUGAAUAUGCGUAGAGUGCAACAUUUUAUGGAGCCAGUUUUGGAACCACUGAUUCGUCGAGUGGUAAAAGAGGAAGUUGAGUUGGCUCUCAGGAAGUACAUGACCACCAUUAAACGGAAUUGUGGGAAAGAUGUAUACGCUUGUGAACUUAGAAGCCUGAAGCUGAAGUUUUUAGAUGUCAUUUCGCCCCCAGUAUUUACUGGAACUCGCAUAGAAGGAGAGGAAUCUAGUUUGAAAGUAGCCCUGGUUGAUGCUCAUACUGGACAAGUUGUCUCAAGUGGUCCUGAAUCCUGUGCAAAAGUCGAAAUAGUAGUACUCGAGGGAGAUUUUGAUGGGGAUGAUGGGGACAAUUGGACUGCAGAAGAAUUCAAGAAUAACAUUGUGAGAGAAAGGGAAGGAAAGAAACCUCUCCUUGCUGGGGAUGCAUUUUUGUAUCUCAAGGAGGGCAUUGGUUGGGUGAGUGAUAUUUCAUUUACUGAUAACUCAAGCUGGACAAGAAGCCGUAAAUUCAGGCUAGGGGCGAGGCUUGCUGAUAGCUUUGAAGGAAUCAGUGUGCAAGAGGCAAAGACGGAAUCCUUCAUUGUCAGGGAUCACCGCGGCGAGUUGUACAAGAAGCACCAUCCUCCUUCUCUUUCAGAUGAAGUAUGGAGACUGGAAAAGAUUGGCAAGGAAGGAGCUUUCCAUCGACGUUUGAGCAAGGAAAGAGUCAACACAGUGAAAGAUUUUCUGACUCUCCUCUAUCUAGAUCCUACAAGGCUUCGGAAUGUUCUUGGGACAGGUAUGUCCACCAAAAUGUGGGAAGUCACGGUAGAACAUGCUCAAACAUGCUUACUUGACAAGAAAGUGUACUUGUACUACUCAUCUGGAUCUGUACAAAAAACUGGUGUGGUUUUUAACAUCGUUGGACAAGUGAUGGGGCUUCUUCCAGAGUGUCAGUUUGUUUCUGCUGAUAAGUUGUCCGAAACUCAAAAGGAUGAUGCUCGUAAUUUGGUGAUUUGUGCGUUCAGACACUGGGAAGAAGUAGUCUCUUUUGAGGAUGAGUCUUCUCUUAUGGAUUGGGUUAUGCAAAUUUCCGCUGUUCAAUUCUCCUCAAACUCAUCCAUGAUGGGCAGUUCAGAUGCCAAUGACAAUGUUUUAACUUCCCAGAAGAUUAGCAGAACCGACUAUCAGCAUUUAAGUGCAUCAACACUUGAUAUCAUGCCAUCCUUCUGUUCAAUUGCUGGUUUCAGCAGCUUGGAUGAUUAUGUCUUGCAUGGUAUAGACAACAUGGAUGUUAGGUUUGACCAACCGUUAAAUUCCGGUCAAGACGCCGACUCCUUGAUGGCUGAUACUGAUUCUAUAACUCCACCAUUUUGUGAGGGUGAUCAUCUGCCUUUCUUCGACACUGACUAUUCCCUUCCCAGUCCAAACUUUGCACCAUCACCUGAUCUACAGUGUGCUGUCAACAGCUUUCUUGCUCGUAGUUCAAUUCUUCCCCCAGAUAAAGCUCAACGAAGAUGGAAGAUGCUAUUUAGUGUUCUAAGGUGGUUUUCAGUAAGGAGGAUUGUAAACAGAAGAACCAUCAUAUCUUGAACAGAAGUUCUCACUAUGCUGAGGCAAAAGAAUCUGUAGUAAAUUGCUGCCCGGUGCAAAAUUGUGUGCAGUAGUAGAGUCACUUAAAUUUCUUGUGGACAUAUGUGAAAUUGGGCAGUUAGCGC